AUGGUGUGCAAAGCAUGCGAUUUGUCUUUGUGUGAACCGUCUACUGACUUGCAAAUGCUACGUGACGAGCACGAAAUAGUGACCAAGGACGACGACACGGUUCGCGCGACGGGGAGGCGGGGACGGCGCACGGGCCCUGCGGGCGCGCUGGGGCGCGGGGCGAGGCGGCGACACGGGGGGGCGCGGGGGCGACGGCGGCGGGCUGCGACGGGGCGUGACCGACGGGCGGGACGGGGCGGGCACGACGACGGCGGGGCGCGAGGGCCGGAGCGGGCGGGGGAAGGGAUACGCGCCAGCGGCGGCCCCGGGGGGACCGGGGUGGGACGCCGGAGGCGGGGGGGGGCGGCGGUGACGACGGGGUGGGGGGGGGGGGACGAGUUGGGGGGAGCGGGCGGUCCGAGACGGGGAGGGGGGAACGGGGACGGAGGGCCGGAGGGGGGCGGACGGACGGAACGCACGGCGACGGGAGCGGGGGAGUGGACGGACGGGGCGGGAGGGGCGGGCACCGGGGGCAGGGGGGCCAGGACGCUGGCGGGGCGGGGCCGGGGGCCACCGGGGGGACGACGGUACGGGGGCGCAACGGCCGCGACGGGGACGGCCGGGGGACGACCAGCGCCGGGUACGACGGACGGGGGGCCCGGGGACGGGCGCCGACGGGGGGGACGAAACGGGGGGAUGCCGCGACCACGACGGCAGCGGGGACGCGAACUGGCCGCACGCGGCGGUUGGGCGGAACGGGAGGACCGACAGGGGGGGGGGGGAGGGGAGGGACGGACUCGGGGGGGGGGGCUGAUCGGCGGAACGGGGGGGGGCGCGCGCGGUCCGGCGGGGGGAACGCCGGGGGGUGACGGGCGGGGGCUACGCGGGGGGGCGCCCGCCGCGCGGCGGACGAGACGGUACGGAGACGACGGGGGGGGAGAGCGGACAGGACGGCGGCUGGGGACGGCGGGCUACCGGGACGCGACGGGACGGGUGGUGGAGGAAGGAACGGCGGGGGCCGGACGGGACGAGGACGGGGGGGGGGACGACGGUAACGAACGGGGACGGAACGACGAGGGGAGGGGGGAGGGCGCGGGUGGGGGACGGACGGACGCGCGGGCGGUCGGGGAGGGGGCGGGCGGGACAAGACGGACCGGAGCCGGAACGGGGUUCGCGGGGGGUGGGCACGGGCGUCCGACGGGCGGAUGGCCCGACGGGGACGCACGGGCGCGGCGCGGCGGGACGGGCCCGCGGCAAACAGCAGCGAAGCACGGGCCGGACUGGGGGACGGGGACGAACACGUGGGAGGGCGCGGGGCGCGAUGUGCGAGGCGACCCCCCGACGGCGGGGACGCGUGGGGGCGGGGGGGCCAGUCGCUUACGGCCGACUCGGACGCGGAUACACGGGGGCGGGGGGGUACGGGCACCGGCACGGCGGCACUACGGGGCGGCGACUAACUCCGGCGCGCGCGUACGGGGACGAAAACAAAAACCACAAAAAAAACCGCAGGGGGCGCACGGGGACGGGGGAGGGCGGGGCCGGCACCGGAGGGGUGGACGGGCGAACACCGCGAACGGGCCGGCGGGACGGAGGACGGCGGGCGGGGAGGGCCGCCCUGCGGAGGGACUACGCAACGCGGACGGUCCGGGGCACGCGGCUGGGAGUGGGGGACGGGACGCCAACACGGGGGGAGUACGGAGGGGGGGGAGUACGUGCCGACGGGCCGAACGGUAA
Dicrocoelium dendriticum is the source of this 1713-nucleotide messenger RNA. Lineage: Eukaryota; Metazoa; Platyhelminthes; Trematoda; Plagiorchiida; Dicrocoeliidae. The record is from the annotation of a GenBank genome assembly.